AUGGCGGACAGCGAAGUUUCUGUGCAAUCGAGCUGCGAAUCUUUUGGCAUUUCCUCUGAUUUCUCGGACUUUUCUGCGGCUGAAUACUUGUCAGAGACUGAGGAAAUAUUUAUAGACCAGUCAGGUGUCGAAAGACCAGCCAUCGGGGUGCUACCGUACCAGUUUGAGCCGGAAUAUGACGCGGACGAUCCGGAGGCAGAAAUGCAAGUCGAAGUUGAAGACGAUGAAGACGAUGCGCGGCGACUGGUUGAUUUGAAUUAUUGGUGCAGCUGUGGAAACUGUCAGAUCAUGGAGACAGCACUAGAAUGCAGAUGUUGCCAGACUAUGAACAUAGUCCAGCAAAAGCUCACUGACCCCUUGAUCGAAGGUGCUGAUUUCAAGUGUGUGACAGAACACCCGGGUUUUGAAGGAGCCUGCCUAAAUAUAUGGGCGUUGGAAGUUGCUUUCCUAACAUUCAAAGCACAGCAAGGGAAUCACGCCCCAGAUGGACCAAAUCAUGAGAGGUAUCGAUAUGUAGCAUACCGUCAAUUUGUGCGUUGGUGCUGGGGAGUCUUGGGAAAAAAGAUCCGGGUCGUCCUACCCUCAUGUACAGUGACUGUCAUUAGGAAUGCCUUUCAAUCGGACACAUACAAGGGUUUCAAACUGCCAAAUAUGGAUCAGGAGGACUAAGAAUGAACUUACGUUGAGUUGAAGCGCUUGGACCAAUUUGCGACGGCUUCUUGCUUGUUCGGACGCACAUACUUUGUUGCCAGUGGUGGUGGGACAUUGAUGUCAUCAAGAACUUUGUCAAAUUUUGCUGGGUCACAUACAACUUCAUCGCACAGUUUCUCCAUCAGAUCUGUGAGGUAUCCUGAAAAAGACAAUCGAUUACUGUAGUGUAA
Messenger RNA from Lineus longissimus, 881 nucleotides. RefSeq lists its product as uncharacterized. The transcript has 3 exons. The coding region runs from base 1 to 669 and encodes 222 amino acids. The record is from RefSeq and is a predicted model, not a curated record. NCBI's taxonomy places the organism in Eukaryota, Metazoa, Nemertea, Pilidiophora, Heteronemertea, Lineidae.